This is a messenger RNA of Acomys russatus (golden spiny mouse), 1405 nucleotides long. RefSeq names its product thioredoxin domain containing 12 (gene Txndc12). Gene Ontology annotation, cellular component: endoplasmic reticulum. The coding region runs from base 138 to 650 and encodes 170 amino acids. The transcript is spliced from 7 exons. The record is from RefSeq and is a predicted model, not a curated record. Lineage: Eukaryota; Metazoa; Chordata; Mammalia; Rodentia; Muridae.
UUCAGUGUUUGGAAAAAAAAAAAAUCUGGGACUCCGAGGGGCUGGGCUGAGCGGCGCCAGGACAGCUGAGCGGAGCUUCUGCUGGGAAUCCUGUGUGUCCCUCAGUUUGGUAGCCCUGUGCAACUACCACCGUAGAGAUGUCGCUUCGUUUGGGGGCCACCUGUUUGCUGAGCUUCAGUUUCCUGCUCCUCAUCACUUCUUCGGAUGGACACAUUGGACUUGGAAAGGGUUUUGGAGACCAUAUUCACUGGAGGACUCUAGAAGAUGGGAAGAAAGAAGCAGCUGCAAGUGGCUUGCCGCUGAUGGUGAUCAUCCACAAGUCGUGGUGUGGAGCUUGCAAAGCUUUAAAACCCAAAUUUGCAGAAUCUACAGAAAUUUCAGAACUGGCCCAUAAUUUUGUUAUGGUAAAUCUGGAGGAUGAAGAGGAACCCAAGGAUGAAGAUUUCAGUCCUGAUGGGGGUUAUAUCCCACGCAUCCUUUUCUUGGAUCCCAGUGGCAAAGUGCGUCCUGAGAUCAUCAAUGAGAGUGGAAACCCCAGCUACAAGUAUUUCUACGUCAGUGCUGAGCAAGUUGUUCAGGGCAUGAAGGAAGCUCAGGAGAGGCUGACCGGUGAUGCCUUCAGAGAGAAACACCUUCAGGAUGAGCUGUGACAUGGAUGAGUGUUCUGGAAGAAAAGCCGCAGGGAGCGAACACCGAGGAACCACCCAGAACAGUUAAACCACCAGGAAACCAUGCUUCCUCCGAGUGCUCACUGUGGAAGAGGCCUGCUGACGGGAGCUGUGGAUCCGCAGCGUGCCUGACAGACCGUCUUCUGCUCCCUCUCUCCUAAAUAUCCCUUCCUUGAAUGUAAAGAAUGAAACUGUUUGAUACGAAACUUGAGCCACUGGAGAUUUACUCGAUGUCAGUAUUUGAGUUUUUACCCAUUUCCUCCCGCUUUACUCAUGCUGAAGUGAACAGAAACCGGAAGUGUCUUUUCUGUAGUGUACAAAUUGCGGGGAUUCCUUACCAAUUUUUUUUCUUUCUUUUGAGACAGGGUCUCUCUGUGUAGCCUUGGCUCUCCUGGACUCGCUUUGUAGACCAGGCUGGCCUCCCUUACGAUUUUUAAAGAAGACAUUCUCCUUUAUUCUUGGUGAUAAUUCUGGGCUUCUUCCUCAGUUCCUGCGCCCGUCUUUGCUCAGACAUCCCUGUUUGCACGCAUGCGUGUCAAGAAUGGCCGUGUGCUGGGACUCGGCCCCAACGGGAAGCAUGCUUUCCCUGAUGCUGUUAGAGACACUCAAGCCUUCAAGCCUACAUGGAGCCAUUUUGUCAGUUUCAUCAACUGUAUUUUUGUACUGGGGUUAAAACAAACACAACAGAUAAAAUAUUGUUUCAUUAAGCUUUAUUAAAACUUUAAAUGGGAAGAUGC